AUGAUUUGCAACCGAUGCCUACGGACGGCAGUCCAGCGCCCAGUCGCUCUUCCCAUCCGCCGGGCCAUCACAACCUCAACACCAUUCAGAGCCACCGCCUCUCCUAAUGCAGCUCAAAGCGCACCGCGACAGGGCAACCCUAACUCGUCCUCGCACACACCUUCCGCCGCAACAUCAACCGGCGCCGCACAACCUUUCUCCACACCCUUGACACCUUCACCUUCAGCUGCGGAGUUGCAAGCACCGAGUGCCGAGAAGCAAGCACCCACAGUAAAGAGCUCAGUCACUGCCGGCACGCCACUGAAAGGAUUGAACUUUUUGAAGGGAAAGAACGAUCCUGUAGCGCUCGAGGACUCUGAAUAUCCGAGUUGGCUGUGGGGGAUUCUGAAGAAGAAGGGUGGAGAAGGUGCUGGUGCCGCUGAUGCGGGUGCUGUUGAGGGAGAUUUGUUCUCCAAAUCGAAGAAACAACGUCGUGUCGCCGCAAAGGCUCUCCGCAAACAACAACUCAUGAACCCCGAAGCCCUGGCACCAAAGAUUCCUCUGCACGAGCAAACGAUCGAUCUACCUUCUGGAGAUGGCAGUUUGCAAGGUGCAAUUGCAGCCAUGGAAGCCAGAGAUGCCCUCACAAAGUCCAUGCGCAAGAACAGACGUGCCAAGAUCAAGGAGGCCAACUUCUUGAAGGCAAUGGGCUAGAUUUGAAGAGUGGGACCGAAACAUGUACAAAAGACAGGGUGGGCAUGCAUGGGGUGUGUAUUAUACUAAAAUGGAUUGUUCUUGAUACCCCUUUCAUCUUCUCUCGGACUAGAACGCGCUCGUUGUGAAAAGUCUCGCGAGUCUUGGUUGGCUCCCUGGGACAAGAAAAGAAGAAUUGGGUGCAGUAAUCUGAGUAAGGCAGGUCUCCACAUCAGCCACACUACGCUAGGGAUUCUGGUCCUCCGAGUACUUCCAUUGGUCCAGUUUCCGUCAUUGGGAUGAGAGGUUGGAAUU
Messenger RNA from Aureobasidium pullulans EXF-150, 987 nucleotides. RefSeq lists its product as uncharacterized. NCBI's taxonomy places the organism in Eukaryota, Fungi, Ascomycota, Dothideomycetes, Dothideales, Saccotheciaceae. Gene Ontology annotation, molecular function: structural constituent of ribosome. The transcript has 2 exons. The record is from RefSeq and is a predicted model, not a curated record. Gene Ontology annotation, cellular component: mitochondrial large ribosomal subunit. The coding region runs from base 1 to 693 and encodes 230 amino acids.